UCUUUCGAGCAGCGGGGGAUAUUCCGUAUCAUCUUUCUCUCCAUUCGUCUUGCUCUCUCUCUCACCUCGGAUUAAAAGGGUAAAGACGAGGUUUUGGGGUUUUUGUACCUUCGAACAUUAUGGAAGCCGACGUUUCCAUUCCGACGUUACCAUUUUUGGUUUUCACUCGUCUUUGCGGUUGCAACUCUCUCUUCCUCUGAUGAUCUUCAGGCUUGAUAUCAGCAGGCUAUCAAUAAGGAAACGAAUCAAGAAAUCAGAUAUUUAAUAUUGGGGCUGAUGGUGAAUUGAUUUAUUUGUACAAUAUAUGAGUGAGACUGAGGUUGCUUAUAUUCAAGUAUAGCGGGAUCGAUUUGGACAUUAGUUGUACAGGCAUGGCUAGCAAUUUGUUCAAGGGAGAUAGAGGGGAGUUUGUUUAUAUUCCCCUUUUGUGUAUAAUUGUCUCUCUGGUGGUGGGCAUGUCCAGUGCAAGUGUAGUUUUGAUUGGCCAAAAUGUGUCCUUGUCUUUUGAUGACAUUGAGGCAAACUUUGUUCCUUCAAUUAAAGGAUCCGGAGUAUGUGGGACCUUAUAUGUAGCUGAACCUCUCGAUGCGUGCACUCCAUUGACUGACAAAAAUAUCUCAGUUGAAGGUGCUAACUCGCGAUUUGCAUUGAUUAUUAGAGGAGGAUGCACUUUUGAGGAUAAAGUUAGGACUGCUCAGAAAGCAGGAUUCCAAGCAGCUAUUAUUUAUGACAAUGAAGAUAGCGGUAUAUUGGUUGCAAUGGCAGGGAAUUCUGCAGGUGUGAAAAUACAUGCAAUAUUUGUUUCCAAGGCAUCGGGUGAAGUACUAAAAACCUUUGCGGGUACAUCAGGAUUGGAGCUAUGGAUAAUCCCUAAUUUUGAAAACUCUGCGUGGUCUAUCAUGGCCAUCUCUUUCAUAUCGCUACUUGCAUUGUCUGCUGUGCUUGCAACAUGUUUCUUUGUUCGUAGGCAUCGCAUACGACGAGAAAGGCCUCAGACCCCUCAUGUUCGUGAGUUCCAUGGGAUGAGCAGCCGAUUAGUGAAGGCAUUGCCAAGCCUCAUUUUCACUUCUGUGCUAGAAGAUAACUGCACAGCUGGAACAUGUGCUAUAUGCCUAGAGGACUAUGCUCCAGGGGAUAAGCUAAGAGUGUUGCCAUGUUGCCACAAGUUUCAUGCCAUGUGUGUGGAUUCCUGGUUGACAAUCUGGAGAACAUUUUGCCCUGUAUGCAAGCGCGAUGCAAGGACAGGCACCGGUGAACCCCCAGCUUCUGAAUGCACCCCUCUCCUUUCCCCUACCUCCUCCUCAAUGGCCUCCUCAGUCCCAUCUUCCUCUGCUGCUUCACCUGCCAUACAAAUAGGAAGAAGUGGAUCAUUCAGGUCUCCCAACUCCUCUCGUGCUAGUUCCCUCUCGAUGACAGCCACCUCUUACAUGCCUCAUUCACAUAGAUCUAACAGUUUCUCAUCGUCUCUAAGCAUAAGCAGGAGCUCCUACAACAUCAGGAAUUUUCCAUCUUCAUCGCAGAGAUCUCGCCAUUCCUUGGGCUACCCUCCUCUUGACCCAAGACUUGCAUCCCCAUAUAUCCCCAGCCCGAGCAAUGCCUCUCCGCUGUAUGCGGAAUCAUCAUCAGAACGGCUUCCAUCCCUGUUGUAUUGCAGUGGGUCAGCUGCAAGCAUCUCUCCUCUAGCCUCUGCCCACUCCUUACCUGGUUGCUGAUGCAACUUGCAAUUAAAAGACAGACCUAAUGACUCAUCAAAAGAGGAAACAUGGGUCAGCAGAUUGGUGGUGACGCUCUUUUGAGAAAUUAAUGGAGUCUUUGACUUCUGCUUUAGGCAAAAAGAUUCGUGGUUCCGGUAGAAGGAAGGACUAACAAGGUUAUUUAUUAGGCUGAGUGGCUCGUUAUCAGAGGAAAUCCCUUUUGUUUUUUGGUUUUUACAUGGCACAUGCACGAGCAAACGCUCUGGGGAUAGGAAUGAAAGAAACAUGCUCCUCAGAAUUUAAAGAGUUCUAAAUGAUCAUUCUAUUGUGAACAGGUGAAAGGCACCAUUCGUAUCUGCCCUUCCAAAAAUGGAUCAACGCUAUCUCCCUUGUAACUGGUGGUGAGCAUAAGAGGGCUAACUAGGCAUUUCGGCAUUUUCUUGGUGAGCUGUACAGGUUUUGGCAUUGGUUUCUAGCGAGUGUAAUCUUCUUGAAUCCCAAAGUGAGUUGAAUGUCAUUUUUUGUGAAUGUUCUUUGCUGGUUUUCUUAUAUUUGUUCAAAAGGUUAAGACUGCUAUUAUGUGAUUGGUUUGAUGAUCCAUCUGGCAUAACUGUAUACUGUUCAGUAAGUUUUCAAAGUUUAUCAAAUGCGGACUUGCUUGUGAUUGGUCAUAA
Amborella trichopoda is the source of this 2368-nucleotide messenger RNA. Its product is annotated as Protease-associated (PA) RING/U-box zinc finger family protein. The record is from RefSeq and is a predicted model, not a curated record. NCBI's taxonomy places the organism in Eukaryota, Viridiplantae, Streptophyta, Magnoliopsida, Amborellales, Amborellaceae.